CAUUGUUUUAUUUCACAACAUGAGCUGGAUGUGCAUCCCUGCCACAUGUAUGAAAUUAUAUAUUGAAUGGAGAAAAGAAGUUUUUUCGUUAGUUUCUUCCAAAAUCAAAUUAUUAUUUUUUUUUUUGCAGAAAUAUGCAAAGUUUGUGGAAAUAUGCGACAGUAUCUAUCAUACCUCCUGACAUCGAGGCAAAAGUCCUAUAGAUGCACCGUAGAGCCAUUAGCAAAACACAUAUUUAAUGGAAGCGGGAUGUCUGUGGCAACUCUGAUGAUAACUGCAAGUAAAGGAAUUCUAGAUGGUGCUUAUGCGACAGGAAAAAAAAAAAGACUGAGUUAUAAACAUCCAUUUAAAAGAGCUUGUCAAAUAAUUACAUAGGAAAGUAGUUUUCCAACCAGUCUGAGAAGAGACCAUGUUUUUACAGCUUCACAGUUUCAGCAUUUAAACCCUCUUAAUGCCAGAAUUACAUAAAGGCCACAUCAUGAAACUGUUGUAAUUGUGAAAUAACAAAAACAAUGACGAUGUGCUCCAACCUGGUUUAUUACAGACAGCUGCAACUUUCAGGAUGAGGCACUUAUUCAUUCAGUAUUAUUGUGUUUCUUUGUGGGGGGAAAAAAUAUGCUUGAAAGGCAGAACAAAAAAAAAGAGAGAAAAAAAGGCUAAAUCCUGUCUGUGCUGAAGGGAUGGUGGUAAAAGAGUACAAGACUGUCUGAGCCACACUGAUAAAACCAGUUGAACUGCAAUUAUAUGUCAGUGACAUACUUGUCUUGAGGACUAAAGCUAUGUUAUAUAAAUGCACAUGGGUGUGUUUACGUGGCGAAGUAGGAGUAGAAGGAAGUGCAGUGCAAACCUAAUCAGAGUUAUCUAGGAUAUAGAUGCUGUAAAUGUGAUUUGCUGUAUUACACUGCUAGUAUAGAUAGGUUAGAAAUGGGACAUACAGGACUGUGUUAUGGUUUAAAUUUUCUGUUUUAGUGCUCCCGACCAGCAGCCAGUCAAUCUUUGUUUACAGAGCAUUUUUCAAGCAAUUAAUGGGGAACGCAAAGUGAUUUACAUAAGCUAGAUACAUAAGGCAGCAUCUAUGACCAAACAGAUAUAUAAAAAAUAAUUAGUGUGUUCAACAAGUAUGGAUUUAAAAAGAAGAAAUGUACAAAGAUGCAUUGUUAACAGAGGUUAACAAUUAAUUAAUUUAAAAAAUAAAUGAGAUGGAAAUGAACUAAAAUAGGAGAAAAGUGAGUAAAUCAUGAAAAUUACAGAAAAUAAAGUACAUUAAAAAUGUAAUCAGUAUAAAGCCAAACAGUGCUGAGCAGUUUAUCAUAAUUACCUAAAAUCAAACAAAACCCUAAACCACAAAGAUCAAUCUCAAAUUUGCUUUUAAAAACAUCAAUGGCCUCCCCUGGGAAAGAGUCUUCAGAAAGGCUUUUUGCCUUUUUUUGAGGAAAAUUAUGCACCACUGAGGGUUUUUGUUCCUCCUAAGACCUUUAAUGGCUUCAAAAGUGACUAAAAGCAUCUUAAGAUUGAUUCUUAAACAUGGAGCUAACUAGCAGCGAGGAGACCUGGGAAUGAGAAUGCUGCAUAAGCUCUCUUUCUGGUCUCAUAGUAGCCGUAGAAGGAGUCACAUUCUUUUAGGAAAGCCAUAAAUGUAUCGCAGUCAUCGAUUCUGCAGGUUGUGGUGGGGCUAAUGGAGGUAGCAAUAAACUCCGCAGAGGUUAAAUAAAACAAAAAUGCACAACAUUAUGCAUGUUUUCUUUGUAAAUAUUCAGACCUACAUCGUCCUGUUUUGUGGACAGGUUAAAGUGAAAUAUUCUUUAUUGUCCUUCAGUGAGAAAAUCAGGUAUAGCAGCAGUAAAGUGACAGCCAAGUAGAAGAAUGUACUUUCACAUCUAGGUAAAAAUGUACAUUAAAGGGCCUUCAGCUGUCAUGUGUUGUGAUCUGUUGGUAUGUAAAUUAACUAAAUUGAGCUAAAAUAAAAACAGAAAGUAGGAAAUGAGACUGUACAAUGAGGGCAGAUUUACGGCAUAAAAUGCUAUGGAAUUAUUAGAUAUACGCUAUAUUUACUUUAAAAAAAUCAUGCAAAAAAUCUGCAUCUGCAUAGGGUAUUUUAAGAAGCGUACAAAAGACAGACGUUUAAAACAAAUGGGAAAGACAUAAAAAUAACAGCAAGUGAUGGUUAUAGUCGUACAGCUGCUGGGAAGAAGGACCUGCUAUAAUGCUCCUUUGUGCACCUGGGAUGCAGCAGUCAGUCACUGAAGGAGUAUGUCACUGAUUUUUUUUCAGGAUAAUAGCUUUAAGCUGAUGGUAUUCAAAAGAUUUGUCAGAUAUACUGAUGUUGAUGCUUUAAAAAGAACUGUGACUUCUGGAAUAUCUGAGAUUUCAUAACAUAGUAUUUGCCCAAUAUCCACAAAUCAGUUGUCUGAGGAUUUUUUCUGAAUCCUGCAAGCCACAUUUAUUAAAUAAAUAAAUAAAUAAAUAAAUAACAGAAACAAACCCCUAAAAUAUUCCACUCUUUGUUUCAGGAAUCUUGAGUUUCACUUUUGGAGCUGAAUCACUGAAAAUGAUCAACUCCAAAGCAGCAGCAGCAGACAGUUUUAAUGAACUGCUGAGAGUUGAACAGAGAGCCUGUGCAUGCCGAGGGGUUUUUGUUUGCUUUUGUCUUUUUCCCCUGCGUCUGUUUGAACACAGACGGUGGUCGCAGGGCAGAUGAGAGCCGUUCAAAGCUGACUCAUAUCAAAGGCCCUCUGGCUCUUUGUGAUGCUGUGUUUGCGACAGGUGACAUUUUGGGCUGGAAACCGUUUGUGACUUUGAACGCCCGCCCUGAGCCGAACCUGUCCUGCGCCAACAGGGAGCAGGAGAGCAGGUGGGAGGGAGGCUGCUGAGGGAAACUCACUUUUCCCUCUGCAGAUCGCAGCGACGCAUGAAGGCGCUUCUUCUUCUUCUAAAAACAAAACAAAGGCAAAUGUUUCAAAGGAUUAACAACGACUUCGGUGUGAAAUGAUUUCUUUCCGGCUGAACUGACAGCAAAAAGAACCAUAAGGGCAAAUGGGGGAUCCUCUGACAGACUCCAGCCCCCUCAUCAGCGCAGCCUCCUGCGGGAAGCUUCGUCUGGUCCGCCUCCUCGUGGAAGGCGGGGCUCAGGUGAACGGGAGCAACCAGAGAGGAGAGACGCCCCUCUUGGCUGCCUGCAAGGCCCUGAGAGGAGAGCCAGCCGGGAAGGAGAGUGUGAAACUCCUGAGAUUCCUGCUGCAGAAUAAGGCAGAUCCCAACGCACAGGACCAGGAGGGUCGCACUCCUCUGAUGUACACCUGUAUGCAGAGAGCGGGCGCUCCGGUGGCGUCCGCCCUGGUGGCUGCAGGAGCUGACCCGUGCAUAGAGGACGGCUCUGGAGCCUCAGCUUUGGUCUACGCCAUCAACGCACAGCACCAACCCACAGUGCAGGUGCUAAUAGACGCUUGCCGGGCCAAAGGUCGUGACAUCAUCAUCAUUGCUACGGAGACGGGUGCGAACAGAGGCCCAGUGACCAGGAGGUACCUGAACGUCCCCCCGUCUCCGGACUCCUCCCCCGUGUCCUGCAUGUCCCCGUCCGACAUCAUCCUGAAGACGGGCUCGCCAAGCUCGCCUGAGGGGGGAAACAUCUUCAACUUCAGAGGAACAACAGGCAAACACGGAAGCGGCAGCAGACGCUCGUCGUUCGAGCUGAGUCAGUCAAGUCCAUGUAGGGGUCCGGCUUCCAGACAGAGGGUGUCGUCUGAACCGUGGUUGGCCAUCAACAACCUGGACUCCCUGCAGAGGGCUUAUGAACGGGGAAUGAGGGAGAGGAACCUCGAGGAGGAAGGAGAGGUGCAGGGAGAAUGUGGAGACGAGGACGUAGACGUGGCGCGCAGACCGGAUGCUGGGUUUACCGGGGACAUUCGUAAAUGCUGGAGUAAGGACUCGGUUACAACUAAAUCAGACGGCGGUGUUCCCAAGAGGAUUCUGUCACCAGGAGGGUCAGACACGAAGCUUUCAGCCUGCUCAUCCCGUCGCUUUUAUCUCCGCAGGAACACCCUCCCCUCUGUCGCUGCGGUCAAUCCUCCCCUUCACCUCCCGCCCUUAACGAAGCAACCGGACCCUCACCUGCAGGUGCCAGCUAACGUUUUACCUGCAGGAAGCAGCAGACGCGUGUCCUGGUUUCAGCCGCGCCCGCCCUGCUCCUCCUCUCCCCCGACCUCUGCCAGAGCGGCCCUGCUCCCUCUGCUGCCCCAGGCCUCCUCUCUGUUCGCUCCUGCUGGCUUCAGUCACAGGGAGAGGAGCGGGAGGUCACCGCGUCGCCACUCGGCGCAGUUGGAACAAAAUAAUUUGGACUUCUGAAACUGUGAAGCUAUAGGUUUGCGGUCUGGUUUUAUUUUAUUUAAAUAAGUGUCGAGUCCAGCCACAUCUGCAGCUUCCUGCAUUAUUUUGUAUCAGUUCUUGAUCUGAAUGAGUUUCACCUUCUAUGAAGUAGAUGUAAAGACUAGCCGCAAAACUAGUUAACAUCUUUUCACUCAGUCUGUGUGUUUUUGAAUGUCGUUUUGUAGCCUAAUGGAAAAAUAUUUGAGAAGAAAAAUGUUCUGGUUUCAAAUUUAGAAGGAACAUAGGAGCUAGUGUUCAUGGCAAAAGGAGUGAAGUCAUUUUAUUUCUUUUUAAUAUGUAUCUACAACAAGAGGGACACAGGCAAAAACGACCGACAAGUUGAUGGAAAUUAAAACAAAACAAUAAAAUAAAGUACAUUUAAUCAGCAUCGAUGUAGAUU
This is a messenger RNA of Poecilia latipinna (sailfin molly), 4762 nucleotides long. RefSeq names its product ankyrin repeat domain-containing protein 34B. The record is from RefSeq and is a predicted model, not a curated record. Bases 3034 to 4341 code for a protein of 435 amino acids. The transcript has 5 exons. Lineage: Eukaryota; Metazoa; Chordata; Actinopteri; Cyprinodontiformes; Poeciliidae. Gene Ontology annotation, molecular function: protein binding.